Molecule: messenger RNA, 3111 nt
Organism: Exaiptasia diaphana
Lineage: Eukaryota; Metazoa; Cnidaria; Anthozoa; Actiniaria; Aiptasiidae
Exons: 2
Biological process (GO): glycosaminoglycan catabolic process; carbohydrate metabolic process
Cellular component (GO): extracellular region
Molecular function (GO): lyase activity; carbohydrate binding
Source: RefSeq, a predicted model, not a curated record
UCCGAGAGAGGGAAACCUAAAAAGUCUGAUGCGUCUUUGACAUUCGAUUUCGAAAAAAAGGGUAAUCGUCUUCAAACAUACUUUAGUGCUGAAAAUUCAGAGAGGUCUCUCUCACAGAGUUUUUACAAAAAUGGUGACAAUUCUCUUCUCUGGAAAUGGAAAGAUAUCAYAAAUGGUGCAGAAAAACCCAAGCUAACAUUAGACCUAUUCCUCCUCCAAAGAAACCAAGACGAAGUAAAAAGUGGAGGGAUAAAAUUUUGGAUUUAUAAAGAAAGCAAGUCUCCAAAUUCUAAAAUGCAGAUCGUCUUUCACGGUCCAAGUAAGGACGCGACAGUUAAGGGUUCUAUAACAAGUAAGCCAACUGAUGUCAACCUAGACUUCAAGGGAUGGCGAGGUAUCUGGAUAGCAUACCGCGAAUUCAAUGCCAACGAUUUCCAUCUGAAGAAACUCAAGAAGAUUGAGUUUAUAAUUCAAUCCACGAAGGCUGAUAAACUUUACUUUGACCUGAUCCAAUUUUCUAAGAGUAUUGGUUAUGCCAGUCGAGAUCUUGUGGUGAGUAAAGUUGGACAAAGUGAUCCAGGGAAAGACGAUGCCCCUUUUCACGAUGAUAAAGACUUCUGGCAACAGACUCUCCGCUGGAAUCAAUAUCAAUUUUCWAAAUAUACUGAGACACUUGAAAAUGUCAAUGAUAAGCUAGAAGAUAUUAAAACAAUCGAAAAUCGAAUUGAAAACUGGUACGCAAAAGAAGAUGAGUCAAUCAUUCGCCUCGCAGAUAGGGAUUCAUCAAUAAGCAGCAGMAGUGGAAUAGAUGAUGGYUUUAAUCUUAACAAGAUGAAGGUUAAGCGAUGGAAAAGCCUCCAGACAGCAAUACAACAGGCACRUGUACUAUACCAAAAGAUAGAUUUUCAAAAACGCCGGCCGUCCCUAUUUCCCAAAAGAUCAGACUACGGAAAGGAAGAGAUAAAAGUCGAUUCUAAUUCAAUGACUAAGUUUGGUUAUAUUUUUGCAAAAAUUCUUUUGCCACUAUCACUUGAAUGUGCUUUAAAGAGCAGGAAGGUUGAGGUAGAGUAUCUAGCAAAAAAAGUUUGCAAUGACCUUUCUUCGGGGACAGAUGGAGAAGCAUUCAAUAAAGGUAUUCAGGAUGUUGCUGGAGAGAGCAAAAAUAUGAUAGAAAAGUUCAAGGAAAUAGUAAAAACUUUCAAAAAUAARAAHACAAUUGAAUGUCCACCRGAAGAUUYCMSAGCUUUGGAUAUUGAAAAACUUAUUCAACAAUUUUAUGACUACCUCUAUCAAAGAAUCAAGAUAUUACUGGAGUACCUCCAAGAUCAAGGAAUUGGUGCAGGUAGUUCUCUUGGUUCACUCGACCAUGAAAUGAACAAAAUCGGUUCAGGAUUUGUACACUCCGUUUUCUUGUUAAGAAAUCGCUUAAGAGAAGAUCCAAUGUUCGACARCCUGGUAGAUGCCAUGAAAUGGUAUUCUGACUUUAACGAGAUMUAUCAGCCUGAUGAUGAUUUUGUAUACGAUGGAACAACAACAGAUCGAAUGAGAACAAUCCUCCUGUACAGACUACAGAUCAUACUAAUGAAAAAAAAGAAAGGUCAAGAUGAAAUUCACGAUUUGAAUCAUUUGAAGAAAUGGGCAAAGCAUGCAUUAAAAAUCAACAAAGGUUUCGGAGGUGUGAUUAAACCAGAUUUUACUGGAUUUCACCACAAGACUUUCUAUGGCUCAGCGUACGUCCCCCAAGCAUAUCACAACGCCGCACUCGUUCAGUACUUUCUCGAUGGAACUUCGUUUGAAUUCGAUGCCAAUUCUAAAGCCAAUCUUCGAAAAGCUUUAAGCGUUUUACGUAUGGUGUCAGUUAAGUUCUCAAYGCCAAACGGUGUCUGUGGACGGUUCCCUGGCUAUGAUCGUGCUAUAUUAGCCAGAAUUCUUCCCGCUUACGCUUACAUCAGCUACGUCCACCCAAAAGAUGGAGCCCCAGAAGGUGUCUAUAAACCAGAGAUAUUUCUACGCCUAUUCGAUCUAAAAAAUCCUUCUGUUAUAGAGUACUUGGAAAGAGGUGCUCCCAGAUCACACAUAUACUAUUGGAAUACUAUUGGUUGUCUUGAUUUACUUAAAAAGAUCUCCACAUUAAAGUGUGAAAAYAACAAAGUAUGUACAGCUGAGAAAGCACCGUCAGGACACUGGAGUAAGAACUUUGCAAGCCUUUCCAUUCAUCGACGUAAAGACUGGGCUGUAGCCGUCAAAGGAUUCGGAAAAUACRAUUGGGAUUUCGAGGGUACUACCGUAGCUAAUGCGUAYGGUGUUUUCCAAAGUCAYGGCUCACUUCAAAUAUCAAAUAGCRAAGAGUCACUGAAAUCCUACGACGUCCAAAAUGGUUGGGACUGGACGAAAGUUCCAGGGUCAACAACAGUAGCAUCAGACGACUUUGACCAAAUAAGAGUCAAGGCAAGAAACUACAACUUCCAAGGAUUCGCUGGAGGAGUGAGCUUUUUUGGAUCCCGAGGAGUCAAGAUCCCACAACAAGGAGCAUUUGGGAUGUUAUUUAAGAAGCCAGAGUACAAAAUUCCUAAAGAAGUCACAAACUCUCCUUUGCUAAAUCUUCUGGAGUUCAGAAAGUCAUUCUUUUUCUACAACCACCUUAUUGUGUGCCUUGGUAGCAAUAUUCAAUUCGAGCAGACCACCGUUGAUGGUAUUUACCCACAGACAACUCUUUUUCAAGACAAAAAAUUAAAUGGAAAUUCAAAGAUAUCUAUCGGCAAGAWGCAAAAAGUCUUAGGYGARAAAUACGAAAAAAGCUGGAGUSAGGAAAAAGAUCCAGUCGUCUUAGAAGACUCGAAGGGAAACACUUACCAGAUCAAACUUAUCGAUCACAGCACACUCAAAGUCAAAAUAUCUAAACAAAAAUCUCGAAAAUCCAACGGUGCUGACGAGUCUUCGGCUUGGUAUGGCACUGCUUGGAUUGACCACACAAAGGAAAGUACUACGUCUAAAAGAAAUGAAAUACUAAGAAAUAAUUUUGAGGCGGAAUCAUCUUUUGUGGAUCAUUCCAUCUCAUCUGAAAGUAUUGGAGAUUUCGCUGGUGACACGAACAACUUUAAUCCAAACGAA